ACUCCAGCCCAGACCCCAACCCUCUUUCCGCCAGAGCCGCGUUUGACGUUUCCUUCCCACUAUCCUUCAAAAAAAAAAAAAAAAUCUAUUUGAGAGUUUGAUCUACCAAUCAAUCGACCAAGUGUCUGCCUUCCUUCCUUCCUUCCUUCCAUCUCCGAAAGACAACUUUUAAAAGGGUUUUAAGUUAAUUGAACCUUUUUUGUCUCGCCCAAACAAUGCCUGGUGAUAUAAUUUCCCAGUCCAUUUCCAUGUGGUCACUACUCACAGCUCCACCACUUCCUAACCCCCAAUUCCAUCGCUAGGGUUUUCCAAAUUUUUGUUUGAAUUUUUUUUUUGGUUCAUAUCAAAGAAAAUAUAUAAGAAAAACAAAAAUCCUUCACAGAAAAGAUGUAUUAUAUAUUUUUUUAAUUUAUGAUUUAUUUUUCGAUUUUUUUAUGGAAAAUUGUCAACAAGAAGAAUUGGCCACGCCUCUGUAUAAGCCUUGUUUACAAAACAACGGCAGAGGUUGCGGUGAUGUUGGUAAUAAUAGUGGUAGUUUGAAUCGUGAUUCUUUACAAGGAGUGGAGUUCGUGACCGUCGAUCAAUGCCAGAAGAUUCCGGAGAUGGACGAUUCACAGCUCGUUGGAAACGCUGACGUGGCGGUUAGAGGAGAUGGUGGUGCUACGGUGGAGACCGGAGCGGGGGAUGGAGUCAAAGUUGUUGAGAUGAGCGCGGGGAAGCGCAGGCGGGGAAGGCCGCAGAGGAAUCAGCCGAGAAUCAUGUCGUCACCGGCGCCACCGCCUCAAAGGAAGAAUAAGGAUGAAGAAGACGUUUGCUUCAUAUGCUUCGAUGGCGGGAGUCUCGUGCUUUGUGAUCGCUGGGGCUGUCCUAAGGCAUACCAUCCAGCCUGUAUCAAGAGGGACGAGGCAUUCUUUAAAUCAAAGGCGAAAUGGAAUUGUGGGUGGCAUAUAUGUAGCACUUGUCAGAAGGCUUCAUAUUAUAUGUGCUAUACUUGUACAUAUUCCUUGUGCAAGAAUUGCACAAAAGAUGCUGAUUAUGUGAAUGUCAGAGGAAAUAAAGGAUUUUGUGGAAUGUGCAUGAGAACUAUAAUGCUGAUUGAAAACAUCGCAUUAGAAAAUAAGGAAAUGGUUCAAGUGGAUUUUGAUGACAAAACUAGUUGGGAGUAUCUCUUCAAGGUGUAUUGGAUUUUCUUGAAGGAGAAGCUAUCUUUAAGUUUAGAUGAGCUUACUAAAGCUAAAAAUCCCUGGAAAGAAAUUGUUAUCAUGGGUCCUAAGGGAGAGUCAUCUGAUGAACUUAAUAAUGGUAGUAAUGCUAGAAGUGGUAAUGUGGAAAAGUUGUUUGGAGACCAAGGACCAAGUUAUUCCAAGAGAAGAAAAACGAUGAAGCAGCAGAGGUUUUUGAACAAAGUUGAAUCUCUAGAAGCUGAAAAAUCGGGUGUUAUGAAAGGGAUGCCUUUGGCUGAAGGCACGAAUUGGGCAACAAAGGAGCUUCUUGAAUUUGUGGCACACAUGAAAAAUGGUGAUAUAUCUGUGAUAUCUCGUUUUGAUGUUCAGGUGCUUUUGCUUGAAUACAUAACUAGAAGCAAUCUUCGUGAUCCUCACCAGAAAUCUCGCAUUGUCUGUGAUUCAAGGCUUAUAAAAUUGUUUGGAAAAGCAAGGGUGGGCAAAUGUGAAAUGUUAAAGCUUCUUGAAUCACACUUUCUCAUCCAAGACCAUUCGAGGGCCAUUGAUACCAUUAGAAGUGGAGGUACCAAAGCUAUUGCUACCCAAUUGGCUGUCAAUGGGCACAAUGAUAGUCAACCCAUAAUUGCCAAUGAUAAGAGACGUAGAACACGUAAAAAGGUUGAUGAUAAAGGAAAAAAGGCAAAUCCAAAUGAAUUUGCUGUGGUUGAUGUUCAUAAUAUGAACUUGAUCUACUUAAAGCGUAAAUUGUUGGAGAACUUAAUUGAUGAUGCUGACAAAUUUAAUGACAAGGUUGUUGGUUGCUUUGUAAGGAUAAGAAUUCCUGGUAGUGAUCAGAAGCAAGAUAUGUAUAGACUUGUCCAAGUAGUAGGUACCAGCAAGGUGGCUGAACCAUAUAAAAUUGGUGAAAGGACAAUUGAUGUCAUGCUCGAGAUAUUAAAUUUAGACAAGAAAGAGGUUGUAUUGAUUGAUGGAAUUUCAAAUCAGGAAUUUUCUGAGGAUGAGUGCCAACAACUACGCCAGAGUAUAAAAUGUGGGCAGAUCAAAUGGUUUACAGUGGGUGAGAUUCAGGAGAAAGCAAUGGCACUUCAAGCAGCGAGGGUAAAUGAUUGGCUGGGGUCAGAGAUUUUGCGAGUUAAUAAUCUUUGUGAUCGUGCAAGUGAGAAGGGGCAUACAAAAGAGCUUAGAGAAUGUGUAGAAAAAUUGCAGCUUCUGAACUCACCUGAUGGGCGCCACUAUAGGCUGCAUGAAAUUCCUGAUGUACACAGUGAACCAAAUAUGAAUCUAUAUCUAUAUCGCAAGUGUGAGGAAGUUGGUGGAGAAUUGGAUGAGAAGAAAAAAGAGAACAACAUGAAACCAAGCAAUUCUGGUUUUGGUAUCAAGGAAAAGGAGCCUUCCUCUCCACUGAAUGGAGGUGAUUUCUUGAGUGAUAUAGGAAGCAGAGAAACUAGCAUACCACCACAUUCUACAGGAAUGGAGCUAUCAGUAAAUAAUAUUAAGACAGAUAAAAUAUGGCACUAUCAAGACCCACUUGGGAAAACUCAAGGGCCAUUUACUAUGGCAAUGUUACGUGUAUGGAGCAUGAGUGGUCUUUUCCCUCUGGAUUUGAGAAUAUGGAGAGUAAGUGAAAAGCAAGAUAACUCCAUUCUCUUAACUGAUGCGUUGGAUGGGCUGUACAGCCAAGUGCAACAGUUGUUUCAUAACAGCUGCAUACCGACUGAGGAUGUAAGGAUUGCCUCUGUUGGUGAUGUUAGGAGUAGGGAUCUGAAUGUUAAUCAGAUGGAAAGUAAACAGGUUGAGGGGAGCUUGAAGUCAAUGCAGAAUGAUACAAGUGGUCAGUGUUGUGGUAACAAUGAAUCUGUGAAGAGCAAAGAAUUGGGCUCUCAAUCUUCUUCUACUGCCUCUGUAGAUAUUGUCAAUUGCAAUGCAGGUCAGAUGGGAAGUCCUUUACCACACUGGGACUCUGUGAAGGGUGAUAAUUACUUCCAUGGCCGCCCCCAAGUGAGUAGUUCACUUCCCUCGUCUACAUUAUCUGGGAAACAUUGUGAAACUCACUCUAAUCAAGUUAGCAAAGGUCAUGGGGUUGAAAGAUGGGACUGUGGUUCGAUUGACAUGAAUGAAACUUUGAACAAGACCUCUGAAGGUCAAAUUAUUGCUGGAAAUAUGAAGCAAUAUGAUAGUGAGGGAAAAUUAGGAAAAUCUUGUGGGCAAAGUUGGAGAUCUCCACCUUUAAAUGAUGCUUCAAAUGGAUGGGAUUCAAAUUCUGCUCUUAUUUCACUGGCUAGGGCUCUUGAAGCAUCGGAGCACAAUCAGGAUAUUGAUUUCCCAGAUCUUCCUACCUCAACAUCAAAGUUGAACCACGAAGACUCAAAAGGUCAGGCUAAAAGCAAACAGUCUCUUUCUUCAAAUUUUCCUCAUCAGGAUUCAGGUCCUAGCUGGAGUUCUGCUUCUAGUCUAGUGGGUAAUGGAUCACAGCUUCCUGAAGUAGCUGGUGAAUGGGGUCGUUAUUCUUCCACUCCAGCAAAACCCUUUGUGAAGGAAUGGAACUCAGAUUUUGUGCCUGAGUCUUCUUUGAAACCAACUGACUUGGGAAGUGAUCAUGCCGCUACUCCAACUUCAGGAAGUGGCCAAUUGACGCAUUCUUCUCCCACAGAUCCUGCAAAUAAUGCAUCUGCUUGGGAUGCAAUUGUUCGCGAACCCAAUGAAUAUUCUUUGGGUGAUGAAUCAGUUUCCGAUCUCUUGGCUGAAGUGGAAGCGAUGGAGUCACUUAAUGGCUUAGCUACACCUACAUCUAUUUUGCAUUGUGAUGGAGAGUUGGCUCAAGGUUCUGAAGCUGAUUGUUUUAGUCCUGUAGGAGGACUGAGCCCUGCACCUGAUCCAGGAAAAGGCGAUGCUUUGAGCUCCACAAAUGAUCUACACAUGCCUUCUCAGUCAACUGUGUCAGUGACCAAUUAUCCAUUUCGGGUCUCUCAGUCUGAAGUUCAUGAUUUUCAUAAGAGUUCUAGUGGGCAUUCUUCCACAAGUGUCGAAAUGGAUGAAGAUACAAGGCCCAGCGAUGUCUCAGUUAAUCAAUACGAAUCUGUUUCAGACAUGCAGCCUCCGGCACCACCAGUAACAACUUGGGGCAUGGCUACUGCAGAUACCGCUUGGAGAGCAGGGCCAGAAACUACGGGAACCAAUUGGGGAGCAUUUCAAGGAAAUGCAAAUUUUAAUUGGGGAGGUUUAGGACAAGGAACUACUAAUAUUAGUUGGGAAACAGGUCAGGGAACAUUCCAGGAAAAUGGCAGCAUCAGUUCAGGCACUUAUGCUGGGAAUCCGCCCUAUUGAGGAAGCCAAAAAAGGUAUGUUGGUCAAAGGGAUCGUGAUAUUCAGGGCAGAGAUUCAAGUUUUGUUAGGGGCAGGUCAUUUUGGAAUAGGCGGUUGUCGUCACCGUUCGGUGGUCAAAACAGAGUAGGUUCUUCCACAGCUCCGCCCAAAGGGCAGCGGGUUUGUAAAUUUUAUGAAAGCGGGUAUUGCAAGAAGGGAGCAUCGUGUAGUUAUUGGCACCCUUGAUUAGGAGAUUACUACCACAGCAAUUGUGUGUAUUUAAUUCUGUAUUCAUUAUUCCAAAUAGUAAUUUGCUAUGUAAUUCUCCCCAUUUAACCAGUAACAGUAUCAUACAAGCUGGGCAUAAUACAUAUAUAUUAAUUUUCUUCUCUGGGACCCGUUGCAGAGUAACUGCUGCUGCUGCGUCCUUCAGUG
This is a messenger RNA of Durio zibethinus, 4922 nucleotides long. RefSeq names its product zinc finger CCCH domain-containing protein 44-like. The record is from RefSeq and is a predicted model, not a curated record. NCBI's taxonomy places the organism in Eukaryota, Viridiplantae, Streptophyta, Magnoliopsida, Malvales, Malvaceae. Gene Ontology annotation, molecular function: protein binding; DNA binding.